Eremomyces bilateralis CBS 781.70 is the source of this 1002-nucleotide messenger RNA. Its product is annotated as yippee-like protein. The record is from RefSeq and is a predicted model, not a curated record. Lineage: Eukaryota; Fungi; Ascomycota; Dothideomycetes; Eremomycetales; Eremomycetaceae. The coding region runs from base 250 to 582 and encodes 110 amino acids. The transcript has 2 exons. Gene Ontology annotation, cellular component: ubiquitin ligase complex.
CCCGCGGGUUCUGCAACGGGAGGGUUCUCUUGCUCUCCCCGUUAGAGAGAAUCCCCUCGCUUCCUUCAAUCUAUCUAACACCAUCUGAACACAUCGAACAUCAUCUAUCGUCCCCCUCUCCGCACGCCGAACCCGAGUUCCACCUCCCAGUGCUCUGCUGGCCCAGGAAACCUCCAUACCUCCAUACGUAUCUAGUACCUGCCGAUCUCCUCAGCUCUACGGGCAUCCAGCCAAGUUCCAAAAACGAAAAUGGGGCUCGCAUACAACGUCUACCUCUCCUCCACCAAGAUCUACGGCUGCAAGGUGUGCAAGACGCACCUCUCCAACCACGACGACAUCAUCAGCCGGAACUUCCGUGGCCAACACGGCAAAGCCUACCUCUUCGAGACUGUCGUCAACAUCAGUAUCGGCGACCCGGGCGAACGCAGCAUGACGACCGGCAAGCACAUCGUGCGCGACAUCGCCUGCAAGCAGUGCAACGAAACAGUCGGCUGGAAGUACGACAAGGCCUACGAGCCGUCCGAGAAGUAUAAGGAAGGGAAGUUCAUCCUGGAGGCCGAGCUGCUUUGCACCGUGACGUAAGGGUGCGGGGGUCCUGAGGCGAGGGCUGAUGAUGAUUAUGAUGGGUUGGAGUAUGGAUUUGUAUCGGCGCUGGUGGGGAGGGCGUAUGGAUAUGGCGUUUGGCGUCGUUUAUAUCUCGAAAGGCGAGGCGAGCGUAUGAAGAGGAGCCCGUGGUUCUCAUCAACAACUAAGGUGCCCUCAUCACUCAAACUCGUCUCGCUCGGAGUAAGGCAUGCUACUCGCAGCCUGACAAAUGGCGUAGUCCGGAACAGGUAAUGGGACAAACACUUAAGUUUACUGAACGAUUUAUAUAUGGCAGUCCAACGCUCAACGGCAACAUUUUACUCUACUCUUCGGCUUCCGAACGCCCGGAUCGCAGGCGCCAUACCAUCCCGCGAAUCGUGGGGUGCCAUGGCUCCGUUACGUGACCAUGUUAUCAAA